Acanthopagrus latus (yellowfin seabream) is the source of this 4407-nucleotide messenger RNA. RefSeq names its product katanin p60 subunit A-like 1 (gene katnal1). Gene Ontology annotation, cellular component: microtubule cytoskeleton. The record is from RefSeq and is a predicted model, not a curated record. Gene Ontology annotation, biological process: microtubule severing. The transcript has 11 exons. NCBI's taxonomy places the organism in Eukaryota, Metazoa, Chordata, Actinopteri, Spariformes, Sparidae. Gene Ontology annotation, molecular function: ATP hydrolysis activity; ATP binding; microtubule binding. Bases 152 to 1642 code for a protein of 496 amino acids.
GCAGGAUUAUCAUUUUUACCAGCUCGCCGCGAAUGCAGCACAGUAAUCUAGCCGCCUGUAUUCCUCACACGGCGUCUCUCUGCGACCAUGGUAACACUUUCCUCAAUACAGGACCUCUGAUUCAAACAAACGGCACAAACAAGUGCUUUUCAUGCAGCUGCUAUUCGCCAUGAAUCUGGCAGAGAUAUGUGACAACGCCAAGAAGGGCCGGGAGUAUGCUCUGCUGGGGAACUAUGACUCCUCCAUUGUGUACUACCAGGGCGUCAUCCAGCAGAUCCAUAAGCACUGUCAGUCCCUCAGAGACCCUGCUCUCAAAGUCAAGUGGCAACAGGUCAGGCAGGAACUGACUGAGGAGUAUGAGCAGGUCAAAGGCAUCAUGGGAACGCUCGAGAGCUUCAAGUCAGAGAAGCCAGUUGACAUCCUAGCCCCUCAGUCUGAGGAGAGACCUGAAGAUCCAGCAGUGUGGCCCCCUCCCAUCCCUGCAGAACACAGGAAUCCUGUUGCAGUAAAGCGUCCCAACAGUGCAGUGAAACAGCAGAGGAAGGAGUCCCCCGGUCUGCAGCAUCGAGGGGCAGGGCCAGGAGGCCGCGGCCAGGCCAACCCUAAAGCUGACCGGCCGGGAAUCAGAGAUGCCCGAGGCACAAAGGCCAAAGAUGAUAAGGGAAAGAAAGGGGCUGGAGAAGUACCAGGGGAUGUAGAGCAGAAGAAGUUUGACAGCACGGGAUAUGACAGCGACCUGGUGGACUCACUGGAGAGAGAUAUUGUGUCCCGCAACCCAAACGUUCACUGGGAGGACAUUGCGGAUCUGGAAGAUGCUAAGAAGCUGCUGAGAGAGGCAGUGGUCUUGCCUAUGUGGAUGCCUGACUUCUUUAAGGGCAUUCGUCGCCCCUGGAAGGGUGUGUUGAUGGUCGGCCCUCCUGGGACCGGGAAGACCAUGUUAGCCAAAGCUGUGGCCACAGAAUGCGGGACUACUUUCUUCAACGUGUCCUCCUCCACCCUCACCUCCAAAUACAGGGGCGAGUCAGAGAAACUUGUUCGUCUGCUGUUUGAAAUGGCCCGGUUUUAUGCACCGACAACCAUCUUCAUAGAUGAGAUUGACUCUAUCUGUGGCAGAAGGGGAACGUCAGAUGAACAUGAAGCCAGCCGCAGGGUCAAAUCAGAACUUCUGGUUCAGAUGGAUGGCGUCGGGGGAGCUCUGGAAAAUGAUGACCCCUCGAAGAUGGUGAUGGUCCUCGCUGCCACCAACUUCCCCUGGGACAUCGACGAGGCGUUGCGGCGACGGCUGGAGAAGCGGAUCUACAUCCCUCUGCCCACAGCUGUGGGUCGUGUAGAGCUUCUAAAAAUCAACCUGAGGGAAGUGGAUGUGGCUCCUGACGUGGACCUGGACCUCAUCGCUGAGAAGAUUGAGGGCUACUCUGGAGCAGACAUCACCAACGUCUGCAGAGAUGCGUCCAUGAUGGCGAUGCGUCGUCGAAUCCAAGGCCUGAGCCCAGAGGAGAUCCGAGCUCUCUCCAAAGAUGAGCUGCAGAUGCCUGUGACCAUGGAGGACUUCACCCUCACGCUAAAGAAGAUCUCUAAGUCUGUCUCCGCAGCCGACCUGGAAAAAUACGAAGCGUGGAUGACUGAGUUUGGGUCAGUGUAGAGACGGUACCAUUUUAGACCCAGGGGGACCAGAACCUUGAAAGGAGUCCUCACUGCUUUGAAAAUGAUGAAAGCCUUGAAGAGGAGGGACUCGGGAGUUGUGUCACGGAGCCGAAUGAACUCUAGUGUGUGAACCCGGCAGCACAUCAGGGAUUCAGAUUAUACAGGGGCUGAGGUUCAUAUCAGACGACUGGUGCCUUUGAGAGAGCUUGGUGAGAACUUACAGUGGCUUCACUGCUGCCCUUUCACAUAUUCUUCCCUCGUUGUGUCUUCGACACAAUCGUCCGUGUAGAGACUAUCAAUCACCCAGCUGCUGACUGACGUAAAGAAUCUGAGGAUGCUCUCACAUCUUCUCACCUUCUCAUGUAAAGAGUAGCUGAAUAGACCAGGGAACACACACUAGUUUUACUUACAUGUAAGGCCUCUUGCAAGAACAUUUUUGUACUUUUAUGUUAAACUCCCUUUGCUUUGUUCCGAGUCAGAUUCACUAACUUGUUGCAGAUUCGCACGAACUUGUUGCAAAUUGAUCGUUUCGACCUUACAAGUGUGUCAUGAGAUGUGAUGAUCAACGUCCCUAAAAUUGUCUCUGUUUUGCUCCAUUUUCGCCAAGUUUCAUUCAAAACUUGUCAGAAGAGUAGGAAGAGGAAUUUCACACCACUAACCUUGCCAUCCUGCUAUCAGAAAUCAGCAGCCAAAAAAAAGAUGGCUUUGAAUAAGCUUUAGAACACAUUAAACAAAAAUAUCUUUAUACAGGCGGCAGUAAUGUGUUAAUGAUAAAGAAGGUUUAAGACAUGUUGGACCUGCUUAAACACUGUGAGGCAGAUGUAAGAUUGAGAGACUUAACCAAACAAAUACUCAGUUGUGCUGGUUGCUAUGCCAAAGUAUGCCAGUAGAACUUACAUAACACAUUGUUGAACCUCUUCUUCCCCUUUUACACCAAAUUAGCCUUUGUUCUUAAACCAGCUGUGUUCAAGAUUCUUGUAAGCACAGAUGCCUCAUCAGUGAAAGAGCAACAACCUGCAGAAUAUGACACGCUUUGGUUCACGUUCCAGCUGAACCGAACCAGUAUGUUUUUGGUUAUUCACUCAAAUGCCCAGAAUGGAACCAAUCAGUGUUGGUGGAUAGGCGCCCCUGCUUAUUCAUUCAGAUGAUAAUUCUGACUUUCUGUACUGACAGGGUAGGACCACUUGUCCACUUCUUUAGAGAGGUGACUCAAAAAAAUGUUUACUGAAGUCACUGGUUGGUACCACUUCAGAACAAAUCUUUUUGUUGUCCUUGUGAUUCUUGCAAGAGGCCCAGGGUCUUAAAGAAGUGUAUGUUUGAGCACUUUUAAUGUAGGAGCCCAUGUACUUACUACUGACUGAACACACUUGAAGAAACAAAAUGUCUGUGUUAUGUAGUGACUGAUUAUGUGUUUGUGUGUUUUUUUUCUUGGUUUUUAACAUUUUUUUUUUUUUCAGUUUUAGCUCAGUUGGACCCAUGGAUUGUUAAUGUAAUGAUACAGUACAUUUUUGCCUACUCAGUGGUUCCUGUAUUUAUUAAAUGAAUCGGACUAUGUCUCGCAUUCAAGAAGACAGUGAUUCGAACAGUAAGGUCAAUACAUUGUGAACUAGUGAUAGUUUCAGUCUUUGCUGUAUUUUUUCCUCAUGUUUUACAUUUAAUUUCAGGCUGUCCUAGGUAUUAAAGGAGACAUAUAAUACUUUAUGUUUCCUUCAGUGUUUUAUACUAUGAAUGCUUUUGUGCCUGUAAAAGAUCUCGAAAGUUUAAAACUCAAAGUCCACACCAUCAGACGCUCCUCACUCCCAUAUAAACACAGCUCCUGAACGCCUCUUCAGUAGUCCCGCCAAUAAUUUCAUGACUUUAUGACAUCACACAACAUCACAGAUUAUUGCAGUUUAUGCCUAGCAGCUGGUUUGGCACAUAACAAUUGUUUUAGCGCAGCUGCUCUGUUGUUGCUGGCAGCGCUGGCACAGGCAUGUGUGAACUGACCAAUCAGAUGAAACUGGGUGUUCAGCAGAGGGUUGAUAUUCUACUAGUAACUCAAAAUGACAUUAGGAACUUGAAAAUGAGCAUGAUAUGUCUCCUUUAAGUGCUUAGGACAAAUGAUAAACCACUAAAAGCUCUGUUCACUGCAGACCACAUGUUCUUGGUAGUACUUGUUAAUCACAUCACAAAUCCUGUGUUAUAAACUUAUCCUGUAACAUUUUGCAUUAGAUCUUAAUGACAAUAUCCAUGAAGAAGUAAUUCAUGAUGCUGAGGCUGUAGAAAUAUAGUAUGAAUGUCCAACUCAACAUCCAAGCACUAGCCUUUUUAGAAACUUUUGUGAUAAAAUCUUGAAAGUGCUAUGGAUGACAUUAUAAUGGUCUCUGAAUCUGCACAUCGACAGACAUGUGACAGGGUCACACGCUCAGGAAAAAGGCAAGAAAAUUGACAUUGAGUUGGGACUGUGGAAAUAUUGUUUGAUAAAUGACACCUACACACCACACUGCUCCGCUGAUUUAAAAGCAAAAUAUCAACCGAACUUCUCUCCAUGUGUUUAGAUCUAUAGCAGAGACAUUUAGAGUGAACUGAUAUGGAACGAUGUGUCUGUGUACAACUGGAAGAGAUUGAAACAGCAUGAUAAUGUCCAUGAACAUGUUGUAUCUUCCUGACUGUAUAUUAAGGAGUAUGACCUGUAUUGUGUCGGGGCAGUGAUACAGUUUUGGACAGAAUGCACUGUGGCCCUUUAACUUUCUUAAUAAAUGUCAUUGUAAAGUCUUGGCGAGA